This is a messenger RNA of Micropterus dolomieu (smallmouth bass), 2179 nucleotides long. Its product is annotated as interferon-induced GTP-binding protein Mx. The transcript has 12 exons. Gene Ontology annotation, biological process: defense response to virus. Gene Ontology annotation, molecular function: microtubule binding; GTP binding; GTPase activity. The record is from RefSeq and is a predicted model, not a curated record. Gene Ontology annotation, cellular component: microtubule; nucleus; cytoplasm. Bases 57 to 1937 code for a protein of 626 amino acids. Lineage: Eukaryota; Metazoa; Chordata; Actinopteri; Centrarchiformes; Centrarchidae.
GCGGUUUUAUUGCUCUAGAAACACAAUUUCUUUACAGAAUAAAAGAAGGCAUCAUCAUGAACUCCCUGAACCAACAGUACGAGGAGAAGGUGCGUCCCUGCAUUGACCUCAUUGACUCUCUUCGCUCUCUGGGUGUAGAGAAGGACUUGGCUCUGCCUGCUAUCGCCGUGAUUGGAGACCAGAGCUCGGGGAAGAGCUCCGUGCUGGAGGCGCUGUCAGGGGUGGCUCUGCCAAGAGGGAGUGGAAUCGUGACAAGAUGUCCUCUGGAACUGAAGAUGAAGAGAAAGAAAGAAGGAGAGGAGUGGUACGGAAAGAUAAGCUACCAGAACUAUGAGGAAGAGAUAGAAGACCCUACAGAGGUGGAGAAAAAGAUUAGAGAAGGUCAGGAUAAAAUGGCUGGGGUCGGGGUGGGGAUCAGUGAUGACCUCAUCAGUCUGGAGAUCGCCUCUCCUGAUGUUCCAGACCUGACGCUCAUUGACCUGCCCGGCAUCGCCAGAGUGGCUGUAAAAGGACAACCAGAGAACAUCGGGGAUCAGAUAAAGAGGCUGAUCCAGACGUUCAUCACAAAGCAAGAAACCAUCAGCUUGGUGGUCGUUCCGUGCAAUGUGGACAUAGCGACCACAGAGGCUUUGAACAUGGCCCAGCGGGUGGAUCCUGAUGGAGAGAGGACUUUGGGUAUCUUGACAAAGCCUGAUCUGGUGGACAAAGGCACAGAAGAGACGGUGGUUGAAAUUGUCCACAAUGAGGUCAUCCACCUGAAGAAGGGCUACAUGAUCGUUAAGUGCAGGGGUCAGCAGGAGAUCACAGAGAAGGUGUCUCUUACUGAAGCAACAGAAAGAGAGGCAGCCUUCUUCAAAGACCAUGCAUAUUUCCACACUCUCUACCAUGAUGGUCAGGCCACUGUUCCUAAACUGGCUGAGAAGCUCACACUCGAGCUGGUGCAUCACAUUGAGAGAUCCCUGCCUCGACUGGAAGAGCAGAUAGAGGAGAAGCUAGCACAGACCCAUGCAGAGCUGGAGAGAUAUGGCAAUGGACCCCCAUUGGAUACAGCUGAGAGACUCGUCUUCCUCAUUGAUAAAGUGACAGCAUUCACUCAGGAUGCCAUCAGCCUGACUGGGGGAGAGGAACUCAAGUGUGGAGACAGGCUCAACGUCUUUUCUACACUCAGAAGAGAGUUCGGGAAGUGGAAUGCCCACCUGGACCGCUCAGGAGAAAACUUUAACAAGAAGAUUGAGAAAGAGGUGGAGGGCUAUGAAGAGAUGUACCGUGGAAGAGAACUGCCGGGAUUCAUCAACUACAAGACCUUUGAGGUCAUGGUCAAGGAGCAGGUCAAACAGCUGGAAGAACCAGCCGUCAAGAGACUCAAGGAUAUAGGAGAUGCUGUUAGGAAGGUGUUCAUCCAGCUGGCCCAAAGUAGCUUCACUGGAUUUCCUAACCUCGUGAAAACAGCCAAGGCAAAGAUCGAAGCCAUUAAGCAAGAAAAACAGUCCACUGCUGAAUCCAUGCUAAGAACCCAGUUCAAGAUGGAGCUGCUUGUUUACUCUCAGGACAGGACCUACAGCAGCAGUUUGAGCGACCGCAAGAAAGAGGAGGAGGAGGACGAAGACACACGACAGACAAAGACCCAUAAAGCACCAUUUCAUGUUGUGCACAGAAGGGAUAAUUAUGCAACACUUCAGGAGCUCAUGUUGCACCUCAAAUCAUACUACAAAAUUGCCAGCCAACGUCUGGCUGACCAGAUCCCGCUGGUGAUCCGCUACCAGAUAUUGCAGGAGUCCGCCAUCCAGCUGCAGAGGGAGAUGCUGCAGGUGCUUCAGGACAAGGAGAAUAUGGAGUUCUUGCUGAAGGAGGACUCCGACAUUGGCAGCAAGAGGGCUGCUUUGCAGAAUCGCCUCACACGCCUCAUGAAGGCCCGCGCAUACCUGGUCGAGUUCUAGAGGAGGUCAAGGCGUAACAGCACCUCUUUUUUAUUUGACAAACACAGAACAAUUGUAGUAGGAUUGUUAUACUAUUGUGUUGUAUGUUUUACUGUGUCCAUUGUAGAAUGGACACAUUUGCUUAAGAUAAGUCCGCUAAGUCAGAACAGAUGUCAGCGCAUGGGGAGUUGUUUUAAAUGUACUGCAAUAUGUAGCAAAUGCAAUUUUACAAUAUAUUUGUUUAAAUAAAGGAUUUGGCCUUG